GAACUGACUGAACCCCAAGUCCACUCACCGUGACUCCGUGACCCUGCUUCCAUUGUGUCUUCUAUCGUGUCAUCUUCUAACACCCACUCCACCUCUUUCCACCCACAGGACCUCCCUUAUUACCUGGCCACUCCACUCCGCUCCGCGAGAGUCCAGCUCCGGGGUUUCCAACAGAGAGGCGCAGGAGCUGAGGGCUCCCUCACCACGGAGCUCCGCAACAAGUGCUCGGAGGGGAAACAGAGCUGCGAACAUCUGAAACCGGACAAACACGGCAGGCAGCCCGGGUGGAUGAGCGCUCAGAGAUGCAAGCCGCGCUGUUAAUGCUCCUCUGCGGCCUGACUGCCACAGUUGGCCAGGAACCAGACCAAGCCCAUGGCUGUGCCCAAGGCAGCUGUUAUCCAGCAACUGGGGACUUGUUGGUUGGAAGGGAAAAAAACUUGAAGGCUUCGUCCACUUGUGGCAUGAGAAAGAAAGAGCGGUAUUGCAUCGUCAGUCACCUGCAGGAUGAGAAGAAAUGUUUUGAGUGUGACUCCAGACGACCAUACGACCCAGUCUACAACACCAUUAAUCACCGGAUAGAGAAUGUUAUCACCACCUUCAAACCACAUCGGAAAAAGUCCUGGUGGCAGUCAGAGAACGGAAAGUCAAAUGUUUUUAUUGAGCUGGAUCUUGAGGCAGAGUUUCAUUUUACUCAUCUGAUUAUGACAUUUAAGACUUUCCGCCCUGCUGCCAUGCUUAUUGAGCGAUCAGCAGAUUUUGGUCGAACCUGGCAGAUCUAUCGCUACUUUGCUCAUGACUGUGCUGUUUUUUUCCCUGGAGUCUCUACGGGUCCUUUGCAAAACAUCAACGAUGUGAUCUGUGAAUCCCGUUACUCUGACCUGGAGCCAUCGACAGAGGGCGAGGUCAUCUACAGAGUCUUGGAUCCAGCUAUCAAGAUUGAGGACCCAUACAGCCCCAACAUUCAGAACCAACUGAAGAUCACCAACUUAAGACUGAACUUCACCAAACUUCACACACUUGGAGACACCCUGGUGGACAACAGAGCUGAAAUUAGGGAGAAAUACUACUACGCCAUAUACGAACUUGUUGUACGUGGAAACUGCUUUUGCUAUGGCCACGCCUCUGAGUGUGCACCCAUUGAAGGCAUCAGGGACGACAUAGAAGGAAUGGUUCAUGGCAGAUGUGUGUGUAACCAUAACACAAAAGGUUUGAACUGUGAGCAAUGCGGUGACUUCUACAAUGACCAGCCUUGGAGGCCAGCUGAAGGCCGCAACACACACGCUUGCAAGAAGUGUGAUUGCAGCGACCAUUCAGAUAAGUGUCACUUUGACAUGGCGGUCUAUUUGGCCACGGGAAACACGAGUGGAGGGGUGUGUGAUGACUGCCAGCACAACACAAUGGGCAGAAAUUGUGAGAUCUGUAAACCAUUCUUCUACAAAGAUCCCACAAGGCACAUAAGAGACUCCCGUGUUUGCAUAGCUUGUGAUUGUGACCCAGAUGGCUCAGAGAAUGGAGGAUUGUGUGACAGCCACACUGACCCGUCGCUCGGCAUGGUGGGAGGCCAGUGCCGUUGCAAGCCUAACGUAGAAGGGCCACGCUGCGACAAGUGCAAGACCAACUUCUUUGGCCUGAGUGCCAACAACCCUGUGGGGUGCCAACCUUGUCGAUGUGACUCCAGAGGAACCGUGUUGGGCAGCUCCAUGUGUGACCCAUUCAGUGGAGACUGCAUCUGCAAGCGACUUGUCAUUGGACGCUUCUGUGACCAGUGUCUAUCCGAACACUGGGGGCUGAGCCACGACCUGAACGGAUGUAGAGGUUGCGAAUGUGAUAUUGGAGGGGCACUCGACAACCAAUGCUCCAUUGAUAGUGGUCAGUGUCGCUGCCGCAGUCACAUAACGGGACGCGAUUGCAUGAAGGUGGAGUCUGGAUAUUUUUUUAUGGCUCUGGAUCACUUCAUUUAUGAGGCUGAGUUUGCUCAAAUGGGGCAGGGUUGCACCUUAGAGACCAGGGAACAUCAGCCCGGACGCCCCGCUCAGUGGACAGAUAUCGGCUUCGCUCAGGUCCCUCAAGGCGGCACUUUGGAGUUUCUGUUAAAUAACAUACCUUACUCUAUGGAAUAUGAUUUAGUCAUCCGCUACGAAUCCCAGAUGCCCCGGGACUGGGAGGAGGUGCAGAUAACCGUGAUCCGUCCAGGUUCCAUUCCCACCAGCAGCCCUUGUGGGAACACCAUCCCAGAUGAUGACAGACUCACCAUCCCUCUGCCAGCCGGAGCCAGGUUUGUGGUUCUUCCUCAGCCAGUGUGUUUGGAGAGAGGUGUGACAUACUCCCUCCGCUUGGAGUUCACACGUUAUCAAGAUGCUAACAGUAUCCUCAACGGAGCAGACUACGCUGUCAUCCUCAUAGACUCUAUUGUGCUGAUGCCGCGUCACUCCUCCAUGGAGAUGUUCAACACUGGGGAUCUUGCCUCAAACGUCAGGAGGCAGACCUUUGAGCGGUACCGGUGCCACGAGGGAGCAAGGAGUGUGAUCCGCCCACAGAUCAGUGAUACCUGUGCUAAACUCAUCAGCAGCAUGUCAGCCGUUAUUAAUGAUGGAGCCCUGGCUUGCAACUGUGACCCUCAGGGGUCCAUCAGCUCCCUUUGUGAUCCCCGUGGGGGCCAGUGUCGCUGCAGGUCCAACAUCAUUGGUCGGCGCUGUGACAAGUGUGCACCAGGAACCUACGGCUUCGGACCCUCAGGCUGCAUACCAUGCGAGUGCAGCUUAGACGGGUCGGUAACUCGACUCUGUGACAAGUACACUGGGCAGUGCCAGUGCCGUCCCGGGGCGUUUGGUCAGAGAUGCGACGGGUGUCAGGUGGGUCAUUGGGGCUUUCCCAGCUGCCGACCCUGCCACUGUAACGGACAUGCCAACCACUGUGACCAGAGAAGCGGAGUCUGCAUCAACUGCAGGGAUAACACCGGCGGGGACAGUUGUGACAGGUGUGCCAAUGGUUAUUAUGGGAACCCAGUUUUGGGUAUAUCAUCUGGUGGCCAGUGUCGCCCGUGCCCAUGUCCAGAUGGACCCCACAGUGGACGCCACUUUGCCACAUCUUGUUACCAGGACAACCGCAAUCGACAAAUUAUCUGCAACUGUAACCAAGGUUACACAGGGAUUGUUAAACGCUCCGGGGCGACCGUUUUUAAGCGCGCCCGGUGUGAAGAAUGCGCCCCAGGUUACUACGGCAACCCCUCUCAGCCGGGAGGGCGCUGCCAGCCAUGCCAGUGCAACAAUAACAUAGACAUGUCAGACAUGGACGCAUGCGACAGGCGGACGGGGGAGUGCAGGAAGUGCCUUUACAACACAGAGGGUCCCAACUGUGGCAUCUGCAGGAGCGGAUACUUUGGAGAUGCAUCCCGACGCAACUGCAGGAAGUGUAUAUGCAACUUUUUGGGCACGGAGCGCAGCCAGUGCAUGGAGCGUGAAGACUGUGUGUGCCAGCGUGCCACGGGCCAGUGUCAGUGUCUGGCAAAUGUGGUAGGUCUGUCGUGCGACCACUGCGCCCCCAACCACUGGAACCUGGCCAGUGGGAAUGGCUGUGAAGCAUGCAACUGUGAUCCCAACAACUCUGUCACAUCCUCCUGCAAUGAAUUUACAGGGCAGUGUCAAUGCCGAGAGGGGUUUGGAGGAAAGACCUGCACAGAAUGUGAGGAGAACUUCUGGGGAGACCCCCGGACGCUGUGCAGAGCGUGCGACUGUGACUGGCGUGGGAUUGAGACAUCUCAGUGCAACCGCGCGACCGGCCACUGCGUCUGCCGGCAGGGGGUGUCGGGCGUCCGCUGCGACCAGUGUGCCAGAGGCUUUGCCGGCCAGUUUCCGAACUGCCAGCCCUGUCACCAGUGCUUCGGGGACUGGGAUCGGAUAGUACAGGACCUGGCAGUACGCACCAAGACUCUUGCAGAGCGAGCCAAUGAGAUUCAAAGCACUGGGCUUAUCGGACCUUAUGAGAAAACCUUCAAAGACCUGGAGGCGAAGCUGGCUCAAGCUCAGGCCAUCGUCAACGCAAGAAAUGCCACGACUGCAGCUGUGGCUACUCUGAUGGCUCUUAUUGAGGAUCUCAGGGCACAAAUUGGUGAGACAACCGAAGCCCUAAACCACGUGGAGGGAGAUUUAACAAUCAUCCAGGACCGAAACUCUGACGCAAGCAAGGAGCUGAACACUCUGGAGCGGGAGGCUCGAGAACUGAACCUCACAUCUGAGCAGCUAAAACAUCAACUGGAUAUUCUGAAAAACUCUAACUUCUUAGGAGCGUAUGACAGCAUCCGCAGCUCCUACAACAUGUCUCGAGAUGCUGAGCGACGGGCCAACCAGUCGACCACCACCAAGCCUAGCACGGUCAGUCAGUCGGCAGACACUCGCCGCCGCACCGAGCGCCUCAUUGCCGCGAAGAAGGACGACUUCAGUCGGAAGAACUCAGCAAACAAGCGAGCGCUGGGGGAGCUGAAGGCCCGAGCCCAGGGUCUGGACAUGAAAACGCUCAAUGAGAAGAUUUGUGGUUCUCUAGACGACGUUCCCUGCACGGAGAACCCCUGUGGAGGAGCUGGUUGCCGGGAUGACGAAGGGAACCGUCACUGCGGAGGCCUGAACUGCAACGGAGCCGUGGCUGCAGCUGACAAUGCUUUGGAGCGAGGCAAACAUGCAGAGAAGGAGCUGAACAAAGCCAUGGGGGAGAUGCAGGAACUCUUCACCAAGGUAAAAGAAGCUAAGGCCAAGGCAGAGGAGGCUAAGGGUAAAGCCCAAGCUGCUCUGGAUAAAGCCAAGGCCACAAAGAACAAAGUAGAGCACUCCAACAACAACCUCAGAGACCUGAUCAAACAGAUCAGGGACUUCCUCACUCAGGAGGGAGCCGAUCCAGACAGCAUCGAGGCGGUGGCGAACCACGUCCUGCAGCUCUCCAUCCCCGCUUCACCGCUACAGAUCAGACAACUCGCCGACGAGAUCAAGGACCGCGUCCGCAGCCUGUCCAACGUGGACGCCAUCCUGCAGCAGACGCAGGAUGACGUUCAAAAGGCAGAGAAACUGCUGCUGGACGCCAAGAGGGCAAGGCAUCGUGCUGAGGGCUUGAAAAACACAGCGGAGACGGUGAAGCAGGCCUUGGUGGAUGCUAAGACAGCCCAGACUUCAGCUGAGAAAGCCAUAGCGAGUGCCAGGGCAGACAUCAGAGACACUGAGAAUCGACUGGCUGAGAUUGAGACAGAAACCUCCAACAGUGAGAAGAACCUGGAUGAUGCAAUGCGUCGCCUCGGCACACUUGAACAGGAGAUCAAUGAGCUGAAGACCAAGCGAGCCAGAAACAGCAUGGCGGCAGCCCGAGCUGAAGAGACGGCCACCAUGGCUCGGGACAAGGCAAAUGAAGCCAAGCAGAUUCUAGACGGCCAGCUGACAGACAAAUUCAACGAGGUGCAACAACGAGUGGACACCAAGGCCAAGGUCGUGCGGGACGCCAAGAAGAAGGCAGAGAGUCUCCGAGAGGAAGCCAAGGAGCUCCUCAAUGAUGCUCAGAAUAAGCUACAGAAACUAGCAGAGCUGGAGAAAAACUAUGAGGAGAACCAGAGGAAGCUGGAGGGGAAGGUCCGGCAGCUGGACGGGUUGGAGGACAAGAUGAGGAGCAUCCUCAACGACAUAAACAAACAGAUCCAGAUCUACAACACGUGCCAGUAAACGAGCCCCUCCAAAACCGCAAGGAAAGACGUCCACUGCUGUUAAUUUACUUUAGAUAUAUAGAGACAUGGUGCUAGGCUUUCAAGGGAAAAUAAAUCACUCUGCAAGCCAA
This is a messenger RNA of Xiphophorus maculatus (southern platyfish), 5808 nucleotides long. It is a transcript of the gene lamb2, whose product is annotated as laminin subunit beta-2-like. The record is from RefSeq and is a predicted model, not a curated record. The transcript has 36 exons. Gene Ontology annotation, molecular function: extracellular matrix structural constituent. Gene Ontology annotation, cellular component: laminin trimer. Gene Ontology annotation, biological process: basement membrane assembly; substrate adhesion-dependent cell spreading; cell migration. NCBI's taxonomy places the organism in Eukaryota, Metazoa, Chordata, Actinopteri, Cyprinodontiformes, Poeciliidae. Bases 303 to 5696 code for a protein of 1797 amino acids.